AUGUUUGGAACAUUCCGGGAGUCUCUGGUAAAGAUCCGUUUAGCUAUCUUUAAAGCAUGUAUUUUGAGUAGCCUAGACUACGCUAGUGUAAUUUACGACAGUAAAUGGUAUAAAGAAGAUUUAGAUCAAAUCACUAAAUUAGCUGCUCGUAUGACGCCUAAAAAAUUUGAUGGUUCGGCAAUCUCUUUGAUCACCAAACUAAAGCUACCAGAUUUAUCUACACGACUUGUUUGA
This is a messenger RNA of Didymodactylos carnosus, 234 nucleotides long. Lineage: Eukaryota; Metazoa; Rotifera; Eurotatoria; Philodinida; Philodinidae. The record is from the annotation of a GenBank genome assembly.